This is a messenger RNA of Coregonus clupeaformis (lake whitefish), 1407 nucleotides long. Its product is annotated as protein Noxp20. The record is from RefSeq and is a predicted model, not a curated record. NCBI's taxonomy places the organism in Eukaryota, Metazoa, Chordata, Actinopteri, Salmoniformes, Salmonidae.
GACACACACACAGCCCUCCCGCCUCCCACACCCAUCCUCCAGCCCUCAUUGGCCACGGAGGGUUCCGAGGGCUCUGAGCCAGCCAAUGAGAUGGCAGGAGAGGAAGUGACCAGGGACGACAGAGAUGAGGCUCCUAUUGACCGAUCAGGGGGCGGCGUGGAGGAUCAGGUGACCGAGUGUGGCCAAUUGGUGAGCCUGGAGGCGGAGACUACUGCUGCUCCCGAGGGGGAAGAAGAGGACUCUCUUCAGACCAAGGGGAAGGGUUGGGGUGGAUGGGGCUCCUGGGGGAAGUCUCUACUGACCAGCGCUACGUCUACUGUGGGUAACAGUCUAACUUCAGUAAAGGAGAAGGCCGGGGCUCUGCGUCUCCACAGGACCUCAGUAGGAGAGGAAGCACGAGAGGAAGAGGAGGAGGAGGAGGGAGGAGAGGAGGAGAAGGAGGAUAGCUGUCCUCAGUCAGCCCUGGCCACUACUCCACCACCAAGCAGAGGAGUACUGUCUACCAUCACACACGCUGGGAAGUCAGUGAUCAGUGGUGGUCUGGAUGCCUUGGAGUUCAUCGGGAAGAGAACCAUGACAGUUCUGGCGGAGAGCGACCCUGGCUUCAGGAAGACCAAGAUACUAAUGCAGAGGACUGUCUCACUCAGCCAGAUGCUGAAGGAUGCCAAGGAGAAGGAGAGGGCUCGUCUCAGCUGCCAGCCAAUCAGUGAGCCCACAGCUCACUACGGAAUCCUGUUUGACGACUACCAGGGCCUAUCACACCUAGAGGCUCUGGAGAUACUGGCCAAUGAGAGUGAGGCUCAGGUUGAGGUCGUUCUUCUCCUCCUAGAAGAGGAAGAUCAGGAGGAGAGGAAGAAAGAACUGAUUGCCAUCAAGGACAUCUUCAUCAGCCACGCGGAAGAGGAGGAGGAGGAGGAGAGGAGGAGGGAGAGGAGGAGGGAGAGAAGGAGGGAGAGACGAUGGAAAAGGGUGAUCUGAGCCCAGCGUUCUACCCCUCUGUCUGCCGAUGGGGAGGAGUUUGAGAGUGUUCUGACUGAGCUACUGUUUGAUCUUCACAUCGCUGCCACCCCAGACAAACUCAACAAGGCCAGGAUGAGGGCGCACGAUUGGGUGAGAGAGGUGGAGAAACACGUCGCCACGGAUACCAUCGGGGGCGACGGAGGAGGAAGACCAGGCCGUAGCCUGUGUGCAUCGCUAACGUGUGUGUGUUGCAGGUUGACGUGUGCCAUGUGUAGGGAGGUGGACUGUCUUGCCAGGAAGUUCUCUGCUACUCUGCUCACUGUCGGGGGUCAGAUAAAAGCGGAAGAGUUGAACCCUUUGGUAGACAGUGUGCUGCUUGAGGGUUCUAACAGUGUUCUAUUGUUCCGUAUGGUUCUAACAGUGUUCUGUUGUUCCGUAUGGUUCUAA